Neltuma alba is the source of this 3771-nucleotide messenger RNA. RefSeq lists its product as uncharacterized. The coding region runs from base 188 to 3472 and encodes 1094 amino acids. The transcript is spliced from 5 exons. The record is from RefSeq and is a predicted model, not a curated record. NCBI's taxonomy places the organism in Eukaryota, Viridiplantae, Streptophyta, Magnoliopsida, Fabales, Fabaceae.
UUGAUGACUGACCUCUCCCUUCACCCACCUCUGAUAAUAUCCUCUCACCCAUUGAAGGAUCACCACAUUCCCUCAACUAUUACUCUCUUGUUGUGUCUCCAUGAAUUUGGCUUAACCCCUUCUCAUUGUCGUGAGGACCCUUUUGUUUCUCCAUCUUGCAGCAUUUGGUGUUGCAGAGAAUUAGAACAUGGCUAAGAGAUCAGAUUUUGCACAGAAGCUGCUUGAUGAUUUGCGCCUGAGAAAAGAACGCAAUACUGCUUCUCAGUCUCAGAGGACCACCCAAUCCAACCAACUUCCUAUAGAUGCAUAUGCCUACUCCAAGCAAACAUACAGAGGAUCCGGGAAUGCAAAAGCUAUUGAAGCUGUUACUUCCAGAACCGGGGACACGCUGACUAGGCCUAGCAGCAGAAGCCAUAGAACAUCAAACAAUGGAAAAGCUUCGGAUCAGAUUGUAGUGUACGGGAGAGGUCAGAGCUCAGUGCAAUUGAGUGAUAUAUCCCUUGCCUUGGCUUAUGCAUUUGAUAAUGGAGGGAAGCUGAGAAGAGAUGAUUCUUCUCUCACUAGCUCAAUGAUGGGUUUCCUUCACCAGAUUAAACGGGGAACAAUGGAGUAUAGCAAGAUAGGAAGAGGAAGCAAUCUGGAUAGGCAAUUGGCUACAGCAAAUCACUUCCCUACUUCCUCUCCUGGGCAGAUCAAUGAGAUAUCCAAAGGUGUACAGAAGUUAAACCAGAUAUUGAGAGCCUGCUCCAAUGGUGAUCUUAACAUGGAUAGAUACUCGAUAGAAUUUGCAAAGGAACUAUUACGAGGAGCUAUGGAUUUGGAAGAGUCUCUGAGGAUGUUAGUAGACCUGCAGAAAAGUUCAGAUUCCAUGAAGAACUCACAGAAGAAAAAUCGGAUUACAUUUAUAGAGGAUGACAAUGAUGAUGACGAUGACGAUGACAGAACAACCAUGACUUCUGAGCAAAGACAACUGGCACCACCAAGAUUCUCCUUUGACGAGUCCUCGAGAAAUUCUCAUAAGCUUCAAGAGGUUGGAAACAGUGCUUUGACGCAGAGGCCACUUGUUCUUACUUACUCUAAAGAACGAAGAAACUUGAGCAAUGAAAAGCAAGAUGUUAACGUAUCGAAAUUGCUUCCCCACAGGCAAUCAACUAGCUCUAUUUCUGAUGAUAAGAAUAUCAAUGCCCUUUCAGAACAGAAAAAUCAGUCAGCUUCAAUGAAAUCCAACACAGAGAAGGCCAGGAUUCCAAAUGUGAUAGCCAAGUUAAUGGGGCUGGAUAAUAUUCCGGAGAAAGUGGAAUCAGGAAAUCCCUCUCAGAAGGAUUCAGGUUCUCCACACAAAAUAGAAAGGACGACAUUCAAGCAUUCUGCCAAGAAAAAUGAAUUGAAGAGCCGAAAAACAGAGAAUUUGGUGCCUCCAAAACAGCAAAAAGGGAUAGAACCUGUCAUUGUGCCUAAAACACAGGAAAAGGAGCUGCUGUAUGGUGCAGAUGAAAACUUGAUCAUCCAAAAAGCAAGCUCUGAGGUGGCAGUGAAAAACGGGAAAAUGAUAUGGAGGGAGUUGCAUGAAAUAAAAGCAUCCAACGGAGCCAUCAAAGUAGAGAAGCAGCAUAACAAUUCAUAUAAAAUGACCCUGAAUAGAGAAAGUGGAAAGGAUGUUCAUGCCAAUGGAAGAAAACAGGUUCAGGCAACCAACAGAGAACAGAAAGUGGCAUUAAAGGGAAGAACCAAUGAUCUGCUUCUAAAUAACAUGCUAGCCCAGCUGGAGCGGGGUCAUGAAAGAUCAGAAGUUGACUCUUCAUUGCAGGAAGAAAAAGAAGACAUUGGUAUUUUUCUUCAACCGGUGAAGAAAAACAUGAACAAGAAGGAAGCAACCAAUCAAAAGAAGUCUCAGAAUCACUCUGGAAUUCAAAAGCCUUAUGCGCUCUUGAAAUAUGGGCCACAAGAAGAACAGCACCACAGAGAAAAGCAGCUCCAGCACCGUGAAAAACAUAUGUUAGAGCUAAGAAUACAAAAAGGGAGCGAAGCAGCUUUGAAAAAUUCGUCAAAACUUUCACAUGACCUGGCCAAUUCACUGAAGAAGCAAACACUCACAAGCCAAGCCACACCAUUUAAGCACACUUCUGCAGAAAAUGUUGACGUUAUGAAACAAGAAGUUUUCCUAGUUCACGACCAUAAUGAUCUAAACCAGGAUGAAGCAUCCAAUGAGUUCAAUGUGAAAGUGGAACAAGUGAACAACAGGAAACCAGGUCAAAUUACCUCUCCAAGAAAUCAGCAAUCUGAACCAUUUACAGGGAAGCAUGGCUUCACAACAAUGAUGGAUCAAACAAGUGUUCAUAAACUAGCCAAUGAGAAGGUGAAGAAUAUAAGAAAGAAAAAAGCUGACUCAACUGAAAAGAUUGAGGAGGUGCUGACUAGAAGAAAUGGAACAAUGGUUCAUAGCACUGCAAAAGUGAAACAGGGGAGUCCCAAUUUAAAAGAAAUGAGACGAACACCAUCUGAAUCUGAUAAGUUCAAUUUAUCAAAGGAAGCUAAGCAAGAAAGGGCCAGCGUGUUGAAAGAAGCAGACGCUCGCAUCAUCAGCUCCAAUGACUCAGUAUCUAUCAUUGAACCAUUGAAUGUGAGACAACAACCACAUCCAAAAGCAGAACUCUCUCCUACAUUGUACAAUUCUUAUGGUGAGAAAGUUCAAGGCGAACAAGAAUUAUUAGAUUUGGUUCCCAAUAAUUCGUAUCGAAAUGUCAAGUCGGUGGACGCUAAUGACAAGCAGCAUCUAGCUACUCCUUUGGCAGUAGAUGAAAAAUUUGAGUCUUGUGAAAUUGCACCAACUACGAUAAACGGAGUUCAUGAAGAAAGUAUUGACAUAAACUACCAUUCACAAAAGCAAGUCCAGAGAAUUUCUAAAAAAGGAAUGCAAGAGCCACUCAGUGAAAGUGAAAACUGCCUCAAAUGGAUCUUAGUCACGAGUCAACCGUUCCUCAACACAGCAGAAGCACUUUUCAAGCUAAACAUUCCAUUUAGCAUUCUUCGAGGCUGUGGUGUCGUUGACAAUCAAGAUGAAGGAGGCAGCAAGCUGAUAUUAGACUGCAGCUAUGAAGUGACGAAACGCAAGGGGAUACGUCAAGAACUCAAAGUCCAUCCUUGCUUAAAGGCAUCAAUCAGUCCCAUCAAAAUUGGAUCAUUAGAUGAUUUGGUUAGGCAGUUGAAUGAAGACAUGGAAAAGCUAAAGUUUUAUGGCAGGAACAGAACUUCCCCUGUUCAUGUUGAGGACUAUCUUCCUACAAUGCUUGAAAAUGAUGUGUACAACAAGUAUCCAGACAUGAACUGUAUGUGGGACUUGGGUUGGAACCAGGAGACAUUUGCAUUCCUCGAAAAAUAUGAUGUCACAAGGGUUGUGGAAAAGCAUAUCCUUAAUGGACUUUUGGAUGAGAUUACACGGGAACUUUCGAAUGUUCGAGGGGGACCACACUAACAGUUACAUGCUAAGCUGUCCUUGUUCCCUGCCCCCCCGAGGUUGGGUUUGUUCCUUUUUUUUCCCCCCGGGGGGGGGGGGGUGUCUGUUCAUUGUUGAUUUUCUCAUUCACAUCGAUUUCUCAUAAACUCGCAAGGGGACCGGGGUUGCUCCUUUUUUUGAGGCCAGCUUUUUUUUUUUUUUGGGUGGGUGUCAGAUGAAUGAACAUUCAGAUUUUUGCAUGCUGAAUUGAAUGCAUUCUCCUUGUUAUUUAUAGAAGGAAAAUCAUGUUAUAAAUUUUGAUACGGUGGUAAAAGUGC